AUGGCAACAACUAAGAAACUCUCUGCUUUCUUUUGCUUCUCUUUACUCUUAUGUCUUCUCUUCACCACUAACCAAACCAUAUCCGAAUCCGACCACAUGGAAACUUUCUGCAGCAAAUCAUCCCAAAACUUCACUCGCAACUCAACUUACCACACAAAUCUCAACACUCUUCUCACCACUCUUAGCAACCAAUCAUCGCUCGCUAACUAUUACAACCUCACGACAGGUCAAGCUUCAGACACAGUCCAUGGGAUGUUCUUAUGCACAGGAGACGUCAACAGAACAACUUGCAACACCUGCGUCAAGACCGCAACUAUCGAGAUCUCCAAAAACUGUAGUAACCAUCGAGAAGCAGUCAUCUACUACUUCGAUUGUAUGGUUCGUUACUCAGAUAAGUUCUUCCUCUCGACAUUAGAGACACAGCCUAGUACCUAUUGGUGGUCUACCGAUCCAAUACCCAAAUCAUUUGGUAAAUUUGGACAGAGGUUGUCUGAUAAAAUGGGAGAAGUUAUCGUUAGAUCGUCUAAGUUAUCUUCGUCGAUUACACCAUAUUAUCUUAUGGAUACGACUAGGUUUGAUAACUUGUAUGAUCUUGAGUCUAUUGUUCAAUGUACACCUUAUUUGGAUCCUGAAAAUUGCACCACAUGUCUAAAACUUGCGUUUCAAGAACUCACUCGCUGUUGUAGUGAUCAGCUUUGGGCUAUGAUCUUCACUCCUAAAUGUUUGGUGAGUUUUGAUACCUACAAUUCAUCGUUGCCGCCGCUUCCACCGCCGAGUCGUAGCGCUUCCUUCUCGAUUAGAGGAAAUAAUAAAAUACUUGGGGGAAUGGUUCUUCCUGUGGCCGCUUCGGUGUUUGCAUUUUUGGGUUUGUGAUGAAAUUUGGAUUUUUGCAUGCUCAGACUUGAUAAGAGCAAAAGGUUCAUUGUUUUCGUUAAUUACGUUUCAUGCUUAUGUCUUUUUCUUUUAUUUUCUCCUUUCAUGUGGUUAUUUAUUCAGUUGUUGUAAUGGAUCUUUUCUUUUUAUAAUGAAUUAGGUAUUUACUCGCG
This is a messenger RNA of Thlaspi arvense, 1046 nucleotides long. The record is from the annotation of a GenBank genome assembly. NCBI's taxonomy places the organism in Eukaryota, Viridiplantae, Streptophyta, Magnoliopsida, Brassicales, Brassicaceae.